This is a messenger RNA of Camponotus floridanus (Florida carpenter ant), 3165 nucleotides long. RefSeq lists its product as uncharacterized. Gene Ontology annotation, biological process: lipid metabolic process. Gene Ontology annotation, cellular component: membrane. Gene Ontology annotation, molecular function: oxidoreductase activity, acting on the CH-CH group of donors. Lineage: Eukaryota; Metazoa; Arthropoda; Insecta; Hymenoptera; Formicidae. The transcript is spliced from 6 exons. The record is from RefSeq and is a predicted model, not a curated record. Bases 467 to 1408 code for a protein of 313 amino acids.
UUCAAGUAAUUUUAAUCAAUUAAAUAAUCGCAUCUAAGACCACAAUCUCCAUCUGAUACGGACGUUCUAGGAUGAUGUCCGAGAUGUCCUCCGACCUGUAAGUCAGCGGAGGAAGCGUGCGCGCUGGAGGAGCGCGCACCGCGAGAACGAAAGGAAGGGAAAGGUAGGGUCGCGGGGGCGACCCGUCCACGACGAGGGGGACGUGGGGGAGGAGAGACGCGUCCCGAAGUGUUCGCGGGGAGAUUCGAGCCGCGAGUCUCACACGUGAUAUCGUCGUGCGGGAGUACGCGCCUCGUUUUAGACGCGCGACAACGUUGGAUUUCCCGUUGGUCGCUCGCCGCCCGAGCGGAGCGAAGCGUCGGGGCGGCAACACGCGUGCAACCGCUGGAAAACCAUCGCGAGAUGCGGCUCUCCUCGAGAGAGGAUCUAAGAUAAUUUGUCCGGCGGUGAUUGUCGAAGACUCGGUAUGGCGGUCGACAUUCUGGACGAGGAUCAUCUCGCCGUGAGCGCGAUCGUGACCGUCGGCAUGCAGCUCAUUUUCUUCACGAUCGCGGCCACCUUCCAGAUGGACAAACUGACAGACUUUGCCGGCGGCACCAACUUUAUCAUCCUCGCCCUCCUCACCUUCUUUCUCGGUCAAGUGGGCAAGACGUACGACAGCCGACAAGUUAUGGUAACUGUGUUUGUAUGCCUCUGGGGUGUACGACUUUCCGGAUACCUCUUAUAUAGAAUAAUCAAGAUUGGUCGUGACAAAAGAUUCGACGACCGUCGUAGCAACGUGAUCCGUUUCGCCGUCUUCUGGACAUUUCAGGCUGUAUGGGUGUACAUUGUCAGUCUGCCUGUGAUAAUAAUCAAUUCUCCGCGUCACAAAAUACCGCCCGCUCCAAAGACAAUGACAACACUUGACAGUGCCGGUACGGGUCUCUUUCUCAUCGGUUUAUUAGCCGAAACCUAUGCCGAUCUGCAAAAAUUCGCCUUCAAGCAGGAUCCAGUAAAUAAUGGCAAAUGGUGUAACGACGGACUUUGGAGGCUCUCACGGCAUCCAAAUUAUUUCGGCGAAAUCGUUGUCUGGUGGGGAAUCUUUAUAAUAUCCUUAAAUGUUAUUGAAGGAGCUGAGUGGGUAGCUAUCGCUUCUCCGAUCUUCACAACGUUUAUUAUUUUAUUCCUAUCAGGGAUGCCAUUAUUGGAAAAAGCGUCAGAUGAACGUUACCGAGAUAACGCGGAAUAUCGCUACUACAAGCAGUCCACAUCGCCGCUGAUACCAAUACCACCGUCCAUCUACGUUGAAGUGCCGCGUUUCCUCAAGUUCAUCUUGUGUUGCGAAUUUCCCCUGUACGACUCCCUGGAUGUGAAACCACGAUCAGCCGUCACCGAAUCAACAUCCAUCAGCCUCGCUGCGUCCACGUAGCUGUAGCCACACGCCGGACGUUCAAAUUCCGAGUCCGGCGUGCAAUUGACGGUUACGACAGCUACGACCAGCACAGCCUUCUAAGUGCUACUUCACCUAUCGGUGGGCUCCCCGUCUGUCCGCGAAAUACUAUCUCGACGACCGAACCAUAUAAUUCCCAAUACAAUGUCCUCUCGAAUCGAUGUUUCAUAAGAGACGUAUUUCGUACAAAUCUGCUUCAUCAAGCGCAAUAAAUACUCGAUAUGCGGGUACCGUAUUGGACAGAUCUCUCCUCAAGAAGGAAAGGCUUAAGAUGAAGUAUUAUUAUUUUUGUAACUAAAAAUCUUAUCUAUGAAGAGAAACGUAAGUGGUACCGAAGACUUUUUGUAUAGGAUCGAACAGCGAAUGGAAGAAUAAAAAAUAAUUAUUUUUGUAGCGAUGUUACAUGGGUACCAAUGUAAAAAGAAGUUUGUUGACCAAUUUGCAAGCAUCGUUCCUAUACGACAAGUUAUUAAUAGUAAUUUUAUUAGCAGUUUCGAUAGCGAUUUCAUUUAAUUAUAUGUAUUUAAAUUUUUGAUUUAAAUUAACUUGGAAAUAUGUAAUAAUUUAUAUGUCCAAGUAAUAUCUAGACUUUAAGAGAAAAAACGUGUAAAAAGUAUAUCUUGAAUUGUAUAAAUGAAUAAUAUAUUGUUCUAAAAGUAUAGUUUUUGCCAAAGUAAAUUAGGCUGUCGUUAUUCAUGUUUGUCGUUAAUGAAAAAUGUGUCUUAAAUAUUACAGAAACGAAAUUUGAAGAGAAAUGUUGAAUAUGUAUUGGAUAAAAAAAAACGACAUAGUACGUUUCUAAAACUAAUAAUAAUUCUUGAAAUCAAUCUGUGAUUGGUUUGAUACUAUAAUUACUGUAUGCGUUGUUAAAGACAAAAUAAUUUGCAGAAACAGAUUGAAAUGAGAAAGAAAAUAUAUGUAUCUUAAUUCUCGCAACUAGUUACCGAAUAAGCAAUAUUUAUCGCCAAAGACAUCAGUGUGAUAAAUAUAAUAAAGUUAUCAGUUACCUCGUUAUAAUCGCUAUCAUUCCGUUUUUUUAAUACAUCAUAUAGGAUGCUUGCGAAGAAAUUUUAGACGCAAUACAAAUGUGAUAUAUUUAUGUGUACGAUUCUUGUCCUGUGGCUUUCAAUCAAAUUAUUGAAUUGUAGCAAUAUUAAACAUAUCUCUGUGCGAAAUAGGACGUCUUCGAAAUAUGAAAUAUCUGAAAAAAUUUAAUUAUGAAAGAAAUCUAUAAAGCAUAUAUAGGCAUAAUAAAAAUUGAUGCGAAUGAAACAUGAAUCCCUUAUGAAAUAAGGAUCCAAAAGUUUGUCCUCUCUACUUCACUGUUAUGUAAGAAUCUUCAAAGUUUAGAUAAUAAAUAAUAAUUAAUUCUCCCCUAAUUUAUACUUAUUAACUACAUACAUGCUUUCCUUUCAAAAUUAUGUACACAUGUAUUGUACAAUAUGGUAACACAAAAUGCAAAUUAUAUUGAUGUCUCUCAGAUGAAAAGAGAUUGGGCAAUGGGCCGCAUAAUAAAUAUUGGCAAAUUUCGUAAAGUUCACUUUAUAUUUAUAAACACAUUUUAUUUGUUCGUAUGUAUAUCGUUAAUAAAUGGUGAUAUAAUAAUGACAAUGAAAUGUAUAGCGCCGAGCAUAAAACGAGCAGUCAUAUUAUAAUUAUUAAUAUUCUUCUUAUAAUAAUCUUACUGUAUUGGGUGGGCCUAUAUAUCUACUGUGCUUGCAACGUUAUGGUCUUGU